Nerophis lumbriciformis (worm pipefish) is the source of this 4921-nucleotide messenger RNA. It is a transcript of the gene pex1, whose product is annotated as peroxisomal biogenesis factor 1. Lineage: Eukaryota; Metazoa; Chordata; Actinopteri; Syngnathiformes; Syngnathidae. Gene Ontology annotation, cellular component: peroxisomal membrane; cytosol; peroxisome. Gene Ontology annotation, biological process: protein import into peroxisome matrix. Gene Ontology annotation, molecular function: ATP binding; calcium ion binding; ATP hydrolysis activity. The record is from RefSeq and is a predicted model, not a curated record.
GGCAAAAAGCCAUUAUCGGACAUCCCUAAUUAUAACAAAUUCCAACAAAAAAAAUGCAGUAAAAAAAUCAUCAGAUGAGAAAUGAAAGAUCAUGGUAUCGAAUCAAUAUCGAUGCCCUUAGUAUCAACACUAUCGAUAGUUGAAUAGCUCCGCCCACCCAUAUUGUUGUUGUCUUCAAAUAAUGUAACUAGUUUUCUUCGUACAAGACACACGCGGAGUGAUAUCGAACUGUAUUGGACUUCCGAUGUCCGAAUGUAUGCGUUGUUCACACACGUGGUCUACCUGCUGAGGGUUGCCGUAGCGCGCAUGCGCCAGAGCGGACGUUCCAGGGCGGCACGACUUCCGUCAACAAGGCGCCGGGCGGCGACACGGAUGGACUCCAAACUCCCGCCAGAUCGUUGUGAACUAAAGCUCACUCGCACGACGCAACAGACGUGUCGAUGACGUCACCAAAGCCCUGUCGGGACGGCGCGACGAGACGCGGCCACACUCCCGGUUUCCCCCUCCGCGAGAAGGGGCGGGACCAGCUUCUUCCGGUGCUCACACCGCCCCCACCUUGGUUACCAUGGUAACAAGGCAGCCAGUUGAUGGGCAGGUGUGGACCCGGUGGAUGUAAAGGCGGAACGAUGACGGUACUCAGUCAGGUGCUUGCUCAGGCCACGUCACGUCCACUCCGCUUCCCCUCUGCCUCUCUGGCCCAUCCAGGUCGCCCCCUGUAGACAUGUCCAAGAGGUUGAUCCAGAACCUCGCCAAGGCCAUCUCCAAAAAUGUGGACCACUUCAACAAAACGGAGGUGGAGUGCCUCAUUCGGGAGUUCCACUCCUUGCUGGGCCAGCCCAACAGCGCCGGGAAAAGCGACAACUUGGACGAAAGAAAGUUCAAAGGCAUUCUGAAGAACGACUUUGGACUCAUCAACGACACCAUCAUGGAGAGAGUCUUCAGGUCAUUUGACAAAGACAAUGACGGCUGUAUCAACGUCAAAGAGUGGGUGGAGGGCCUGUGCGUCUUCCUCCGUGGGUCCUUGGAUGAGAAAAUCAAAUACUGCUUCCGUGUGUACGACCUGAGCGGCGACGAACACAUCUCCAGAGAGGAGAUGCUGCUGAUGACCAGGAACUGCCUGCGACUGCAUGGAGAGGAGGACCCCUUUGACGGGAUCAAAGACCUGGUGGAGAUCACACUCAAGAGGAUGAAUCAAGCCUUGGAGUUGUCCAGCACUCAUGGACCUCCAGUGUUCCUCAGCUGGACUCUCAACCGAAGCUCCUCCUCCAGCGGUGACGCCCAUCGUGUGGAGAUCUGCAGGCAUCUGGGAGAGAAGCUGGGCCUGCGGGAUGGAGAAGAAGGCUUCUUGAGACCAUGUCAGCAGGUCUCGUCAGUACAUCAAGUCUUUGUGGAGCCUCUGUCGUCGGAUGACUGGGAGAUCUUGGAGCUCCACAGCGGCGCGCUCGAGGAGCAUCUUUUGGAUCAGAUUAGAGUCGUUUUCCAACGUGCCGUCUUCCCCGUAUGGGUGGACAACCACACAGUCAUCUUCAUCCAGAUAGUGUCCUUGUCGCCGUCUGUGCCUUUUGGUCGCCUGGAGCCCUUCACAGAGCUCAUCGUGUCCCCAAAGAACCACACCGCUCGCCCCGAGGGUUCCUCUCAGCCUCCUCACGGCGUGUCAGAACCGCCGUCCCAAACUGUGUCCAUCUCUGUGCCUCAGAGUCAGCAGUGGGGCCUAAAAAGUCUGUUUGGUUACAUGACAAAGGGCGCAUGUGACCCAAUCAAGGAGCUCCCCUCUGUACCGGAUGUCCCCGCCCUCCUCCAGGACUCGCGCUACAGAGUAUGCGGUGCACCUCCCCUGUCUCUCGGCGCCGCGAGUCACGUCGCUCCAGGCGUGCUCCACGUCUUACCUUGGGGCCACGGAUCGGAUGCCAGCCUCACUGGAGGUCUGCCCGCAGUGACCUUUGGCCUGCUCUCCAGGGUGGCUUCCCCCAGGGAGGCCAAGGAGAGAGCCAAGUCGGCCGCGGUGAAACAGAAGGAUGGAGCUGGCGAGGAGGUGAAAGAGGAAGCCACGGUGGUUCGUUUGAUAUGCCAUGAUGUGGACGAGCUGGCAGAGGAGCAAAGAAGGCCCAGCAAGGGAAUGAUCCACUGCGGGAAAGUCUGGAUCCCACCACCUUUGACCACCAGACUUAACAUCUCGCCACACUCCACCGUGAGAAUUAGGCCGGUAAAAUCGACAGUGAAAGUUGCAUCCUCCAUUCGCCUCCAGCCUCUAAAUCAACUGAAGGAAGAGGACGAAGUGGAUGAGAUCCAGACCGCCUUCCUCGGCUGGCUGCACACUCAAAGUCACCAACCUUUGGCCUGUCUGACGCCGCGCUCCGGCUCCGUCCUCCUUCACGGCACCGACGUCAAGUUAGAGUUUACUGUGACGGUGCUGAAACCAGAACCAGAGAGCGACCCAGCAGACCAGCUGUUUCUGCUCGCGCCGUCCGUUUUGCAGAAGAAGCACAUACAAGUCGUCAGAGAGGCUGCCAUCACAUCAUCUGCCAACGAUGUACCUGACCCAGCAAAGCAAGAACUUCCCUCGUUAGAGACGCUGGGUGGCGUUGACGAGGUGAGCAGGAGAAGCUUUGAGUUCAUCGCUCACAGCCUGCUCGCUUCUCCGUUGGCCAGAGAGCUUGGAGUGAUGGCACAAGGCCUCAGAGGAGGAGCGCUGCUCAUCACCGGCGCUAAGGGCAGUGGAAAGAGCGCACUCUCUCGCGCCCUCUGCAGGAGAGCAGCGGAUGAGCUGGAUGCACACGUGGAAGUGUUGGAGUGUAAAACGUUGCAAGGAAAAAGGGCAGAGACGGUGCGACAGACACUGCAGGACGUUUUCAGGCAUGCACAAUGGCAGCAGCCCUCCGUGGUCCUACUGGAUGACCUGGAUCACGUCACGCCGGCGCCCUCUACGCCCGAGCACGAUCAAGGCCCAGAGGCGCUGCUUCACCUGCACAUCGCACAAAGUUUGAUGGACAUCGUGGACCAACUAAUAGACGACAACAGUCUGACAUGUUUGAUCGUCACCAGCCUGAGUCAGCAAUCCUUACACAACAAACUCACCUGCGUGGAAGGAACACACUUCUUCCAGGGAUUCACACACAUACAACCACCUGACCAGGAUCAGAGAGCGGACAUCUUGCGUCGUCUGAUCCAAACAAGGUGUCCUCAAAGCUCUGUGACCUUUGACCUGGAGGCUGUGGCCAAGAAGAUGGAGGGAUACCUUCCUCAGGAUGUGGCGGUGCUGUUGGAGAGAGCUGUCCAUGCCAACACUGCGCGAGGCGGACGCCAUCACGCCGGGGUGUGUUUGUCCCUGCAGGACUUUGAGCAGGCUCUUGAGGGCUUCACACCUCCCUCCCUCUGGGGAGUGGACCUCCAUACUCCUAGUGGGCCCGGGCUGGAUGGGGUGGGAGGACUGACGGAGGUGCGACAGCAGCUCAUGGACACCAUCAUGUUACCUGCAAAGUAUCCCGUCCUGUUCGCCAACCUCCCUAUUCGCCAUCGCUCAGGCAUCCUCCUCUACGGCGCGCCAGGCACCGGCAAAACCCUACUGGCCCGAGCCGUGGCCAAAGACAGCGGCAUGAACUUCAUCGCCAUCAAGGGACCAGAACUCCUGAGCAAGUACAUCGGAGCGAGUGAGCAGGGGGUCCGGGAUGUCUUUCAGAGGGCUCUGGCAGCCAAACCUUGCAUCCUCUUCUUUGACGAGUUUGACUCUCUGGCGCCCAGGAGGGGUCACGACAGCACGGGCGUGACGGACCGCGUUGUCAAUCAGCUGCUGACUCAGCUGGACGGCGCCGAGGGCCUAAAAGGCGUUUACGUCCUCGCUGCCACCAGCCGACCGGACCUCAUCGACCCGGCUCUGCUGCGACCCGGACGCCUGGACAAGUCACUGUACUGCCCCUUGCCUGGACGGGAAGACCGCCUGGCCAUCCUGAAGGUUCUGAGCGCAGGUGUCCUCAUGGCGCCCGACGUGGACCUGGAGGAGCUGGCGGCGCGGACCGGAGGCUUCACUGGGGCCGACCUGAAAGCACUGCUGUACAACGCCCAGCUGGAGGCGCUAAACGGCAGUCUGGAAGCUGACGCUGCAACACAUGAAGGGCUGACAUGCAACAUGAGUCUCUCCUCCAUGACGUUUCCCAACCACAGCAGCAGUUCCGACGACCCGGUGGACGAGGGGCACGCUCCAGCGAGCCCGGAACCUUCCAAAGAACAACAUGGCGGCAAUCUGUGGAGACUCUACUUUGGAAGCCCCCUUGAAUCCGAGUGUGGGAAUUCAGCAGCAGCAGAUGUGUGCGUCUCGCAGUCCGACUCCCUGACCCUCGACCCCUCGACCCGCGCGCCCUCUCUGCUCCCCCUCACCAUGUCCUCCCUCCGUAGCGGCUUGGAGGAGCUGACUGAUGAGCAUCUUCAGCGCCUCCAGGAGGACAUCAGUCACAUCAAGAGCAACUAUUGCAAAGAAAAGGGGGAGCGGGUGUGUGUCCAGUCGGCCUCCAGACAGCCGGGCAUCCUGCUACGUCCAGCGCACCUGCACGCCGCCCUGGACGUCACCAGGCCGUCCCUCAGCGACGACGAGUGGCGCAGACACGCAGCACUGUAUGAAGCCUUCAGAGGUUCGGCAGCUCCAACAUUCCGACCUGGACAACGCGUGACGCUCGCCUGAUGGUGACGUAACAAAACACUGUGACUUAUUUAAUUACUGGACAAUAUUUGUCACUGUCGUUUAGAAUGUAAAGAAUAUUUCAAAUCUAAGUUAAAUUUGGUGUACUUUUUGUAUUGGCCGUAAAGAAGAAAGGAGCUGGCAGCCUUUAGUCUUUCAACCUUUAAUGUAAACAGCAGUUGUGGGGAAAAAUGUUUAAAUAGGAAGGCAGAGGGAGGGCAAGUGACUGUGGGGGUAAAUACUGCGUAUAUA